Messenger RNA from Ochlerotatus camptorhynchus, 438 nucleotides. Its product is annotated as adult cuticle protein 1-like. The record is from RefSeq and is a predicted model, not a curated record. The transcript has 2 exons. Lineage: Eukaryota; Metazoa; Arthropoda; Insecta; Diptera; Culicidae. The coding region runs from base 1 to 438 and encodes 145 amino acids.
AUGAAGUGCAUCGCAGCUGUAGUCAUGAUGGCCCUUGCCAUUGCCGCUGAAGCAUCUUACGUUCCAUCGGUCUACGCCCAUCACGGAUAUGGUUAUGACUCUGCUGCUCCAGUUGUGACCUACGCUGCCCAUCAUGGACCAACCGUUGUUCAGUCGAAUGACCUGAACAGCUGGGCUCAUCACGCCUAUGCUCAACCUGCUGCAGUAGUUGCCUACAACUCAUAUGCCCAUCACGUUCCAGCGGCCGUCACUGCUUACGAUAGCCACUGGGAUCAUCAUCAUCAUCAUCAAGUUCCAGCUGUGGCCUUUGCUGCUCCAGUGUAUCACUCCGCUUCGUAUGUGGCUGCCAACCGUGGUGCCGUGCACAAGGCUCCACUCCCCGGACACAUCGUCAACCAGAAGUCGCUGAAUCUGGCUCCAGCUCCAGGAACUUGGUAG